Molecule: messenger RNA, 516 nt
Organism: Closterium sp. NIES-67
Lineage: Eukaryota; Viridiplantae; Streptophyta; Zygnematophyceae; Desmidiales; Closteriaceae
Source: the annotation of a GenBank genome assembly
UCCGCCGGCGCGGGCGUGAGCAUGAUGCUGAACCCGAACGCGGACCUGGAGGACGCCAAGGGGUACUGGAACUGGCUACGCGCCAACAUGGUGGACGGGCUCUACUCGGAGCAGGAGAUGAGCGACGCGCGUGAGCUCAAGGACGUGAAUGGCCGCAAGAUGGGCAAGAGUGAGGACGCGGCGGCGAAUCUGAGGGGGGGGAGGAAGAUGCGGUUCGGGAAGGCCAACGCGCAGAUUAACGACAUCCCAAAAAUUCGCCGUACUGACCCGCCUGCCGGAAUCAAAGCGUUUGUGCGAAAAGGCUGAUCAGCUCCGUAGGCCCUACAACUAUUGGAGAAAAUCUCGCGAAUCCCGUUCCGCAGCGAAAAUUGGAAUAUAAUCGCGCGAGACGGGAUUCGUGAGAUUCGCGAGAUUUUCUCCAACUAUUGUGUUUUCCUUGGUGCUCGCAUGUGUCUAGAUUACGCGUUCCUGGGUAGAGCUAUCUGUACUGGACUGGGUGGAGCAACGCAUUAGUGU